GAAGGAAGGAGGGAGGGAGGGAGGGAAAAAAAGGCUCUGCUGUCGCUACCAGCCUCCUCCUCCUCGCCCAGCGUCGCGGCCCAGUAGGAGGGACCCACAGGAACCAGCCGGGGCCCAUUCCUGGGUAGGGGGAGGCUCACUGCCACAGCCCGGCCCAACCAUGGCCACCAAGGCUCGGGUUAUGUAUGACUUUGCUGCUGAACCUGGAAACAAUGAGUUAACAGUUAAUGAAGGAGAAAUCAUCACAAUUACCAAUCCGGAUGUUGGUGGAGGCUGGCUAGAAGGGAAAAACAGCCAAGGAGAACGAGGACUAGUUCCAUCAGAUUAUGUUGAAAUUCUACGUGAAGGUGCCAAAGAUGGAAUAUCAGUAGCUGACCAAGCCUUUUUUGACUGUCUAUCCUCAACUACUGCACAAAUUAACACUCAGGUUGCGAAAAGCAGUGGCCAAGUGGAUUCUCUGACAUUUACUGCUCAUACAGAUAUUCUGGAAAUCUUUACUCAGUCCCCACCUUCAUCUCCUUCUGCUGGAAAGGCCAGCAGUGCAAAUGACCCCUGGACAAGUUGGGACAAUGCAACAACUGGGGAUGGCUGGGCAGCGAGACAGGAAACGAGGCAAAAAAACAGCUCUUCUAACAAUUGGGAUCCAGCAACGUUUGGUCAUCCACAGGCUUAUCAAGGACCAGCUGCUGCUGACGACGAUGACUGGGAUGAUGAUUGGGAUGACCCCAAAUCUACGCCUGCUUCCUACCUUGAAUAUAAAGACCCAGAGACUUCAGACCCAGCAGGGCUUCAGCGUGGGAAUAGCCGUGGAGCUGCGAUGAAAAUACCACUUAACAAAUUUCCUGGAUUUGCAAAACCUGGAGUGGAACAGUAUCUGUUGGCAAAACCGCUAGUAAAACCCAAAGAGAAAAUCCCUGUAAUUAUUGGAGAUUAUGGUCCAAUGUGGAUUUAUCCUACCUCAACGUUUGACUGUGUUGUGGCCGAUCCAAAAAAAGGUUCUAAAAUGUAUGGUCUGAAGAGCUACAUAGAGUAUCAACUUACAUGUACAAACACUAAUCGAUCUGUCAACCACAGAUAUAAACACUUUGACUGGCUAUAUGAGCGUCUUUUGAUUAAGUUUGGAUCAGCCAUUCCAAUUCCCUCUCUUCCAGACAAACAAGUUACAGGGCGUUUUGAGGAGGAAUUCAUUAAAAUGAGGAUGGAGAGGCUACAAGCUUGGAUGACCAGAAUGUGUCGCCAUCCAGUUAUUUCUGAAAGUGAAGUUUUUCAACAGUUCCUUAAUUUCCGUGAUGAAAAGGAAUGGAAAACAGGUAAAAGGAAAGCAGAGAAAGAUGAGAUUGUUGGUGUUAUGGUCUUUUCUGCUAUGGAACCAGAAGCUCCUGACUUGGAUAUGAUAGAAAUUGAACAGAAAUGUGAUGCAGUUGGCAGGUUCACAAAAGCCAUGGAUGAUGGCGUCAAGGAAUUGCUGACGGUUGGAAAUGAACACUGGAAGCGUUGUACAGGGCCAUUGCCCAAGGAAUAUCAGAAAAUAGGAAAAGCUUUACAGAAUUUAGCUCUGGUCUUCAGUACCAGUGCUUAUCAAGGAGAAUCUGACCUCAAUGAAGCAAUAACAGAAGCUGGAAAAACAUAUGAAGAAAUUGCCAGUCUUGUGGCAGAACAGCCUAGGAAAGAUCUUCAUUUUCUGAUGGAAACUAACCAUGAAUACAAAGGAUUUCUUGGCUGCUUCCCAGAUAUCAUAGGUGCUCACAAGGGAGCUAUAGAAAAAGUGAAAGAAGCUGAUAAGCUAGUUGCUACCAGUAAAAUUACAUCACAGGACAAGCAAAAUAUGCUGAAGCGUGUAAGCACCAUGUCUUACGCACUGCAAGCUGAGAUGAAUCACUUUCACAGUAACCGGAUUUAUGAUUACAAUAGUGUGAUCCGCUUAUAUCUGGAGCAGCAGGCACAGUUCUAUGAAACGAUUGCAGAAAAGCUGAGGCAGGCCCUCGGUCGCUUUCCAGUAAUGUAGCUGCAGAGAAUAAUAAUAAAGAACAACUCCAAAGUGCUUUUCUGAAGGGAGGGGAGGAAAUGUAAUUUUUAAAAAAAGUGUACUACAUCUUUGCCAUCCAAAAAAACCUUUGUAAAAUACAAGGUGCAAAAAAAAGUGAAAACUUCAGAUGUUUACUUUGCCAGCCUAAAUGCCUUGGAUAUUUAUGUAUAUUUUUAUCUUGAAUGCUUUCCCAAAUUAUCAAUUACAUAAGCAAAACUGGAAUUCCUUAUGUAAUAUGGAUUUAAAUUGUAAAGUGGUUUGUUGCCAAGGGUUACAAAAAGCUUCAUAUUCUCAAAUGCUUCAGAGUCGUUCAUUGACCCCUUAAACAGGUAUCCCUUAAGAAAAAAAGCAAAAUUCAGAAUGAGAGCCUGUAAAUUUUGAUCCCUUUAAAAUCUCAGUAGAAUCUUUGAUUAAAUGUGUGGUUGAAAGCAAAGGUUCAUCUCUUUGGUAUAGCUCGCUGUGGUAUAGUCUCUGUAAUCACACUGCUGCCACAUACUUUCCCCAAGAGUCUUUUCGUAUCCUGUUUUUUUGUAUCACAGACGCCUCAGACUUGAAGGCUAGAUUCUUCUUCACCUAGACAGGAAUGAAAAUAGAGUUUAUCCUUGAGAAAGCCAAGUAUCUAGAAAAUAUUGUUCCAUCUUUUCACAAGCAGACACUGGUGCUACUUCCAAAUGGGAAGCAGACCUGUGCAUUGUGAGGCUUUCUUCUCUUAAUCUUAAACAUGCACUGUAGCAUUUAUUACCUGUCUCAUCACUAUUGGCAUGAUGGAAAAUUCCCAAAUAACUACUUCCUUUUUAUCCUCACAUGAUUGCAUGAUGUGACUGUGAUUUUUGAUUUUGCUUUUAAUCCCAAAACAGCUUAGUCGGUUUUCAGGAGGAAAAUUGAAAACUGUCUUUCAGUUGUUAGACACAAUGUGAGCUUACAUGGCAAAAGUAAAGACCCCUUCCUGUUUCAAAAUAUGACUGUUAUUGAAAUGCUAGAAACUGCACAAGGGUUUAAAAAAACACCGUUUUUUGUAUGUUGACAAUAGGCCAUUGAUAGCCUGAUCUAUAGGAAAUUUGGCUGAACUGAACUAAAGUAGGAGCAUUGCAACAACCAGACCAUAGUGCCAAAUGCAGUGUUCACUUCAAGGAAAGCAAUCAAAAGAAUAUAUUAAUUUACCCAUCAAGCCAUUCUAACUGAUGGGUGCAUUCUGCAAGUUCUGUUAAUUUGUAUGCCAUUGUCAUUUAUAUAUUGUAAUAUUUUUAGAAUAAUAGAGAAUCUGGGUUGUGGAGGUAAUAUAAAGUACCACCCAAAAAACCCUCCAAUAAUCCUGGAAUGAAAACAUCAUAUGCAACAGAAGGGCUUAGUCAUUCUUCAUGGCCACAUUUUAGAUAUCUGUCUACACUUCCUCUUAAUUUAGCUGGUCUUCCAAAAUUCCAUAAAGUGUUAUGAUACAGCCUUUGAAAUAUAUGUACAAAUUGUAAAGAAUGUGUAUAAAUGUUUUCUGCCAAAUGUAAUAAGAUCUAUCUUGCAUGUAGAAGCAAUUUAUAAAAUUGUCGGAAAGUAAAUUGUAAUUUCUAAAGCACUUUUUCACAGCACAUUUUUUCAGCAUUUGUAUAUUAACUUUUUGUGUCAAAAUCUUUGUAACUGGUUUUUCAAGGAUAUCUUUUUACCAAAAUUAGCAUUAAUUUUGAUGCUGUAGAUGUUGCAGCAUUCGCAUCUUUACAAGAUGAACAAUUUGGUAAUAAAAAAGAGAUGCCGUUUCAUUGUGAAAAAGCCGUCUGGGUGGCAGGAUCACUUGAAACAAGCAGAUCUGUAACUUCACAGGAAAUUAAGUUCUUAAAUUGAUAAUAAAUAUUUAUACUUAUGUGCUUUUGUUUCUGAAGGAUCAUACAUUUAUUCUCAGGUAAAAUGUGAUGUUUCAAAUA
Sphaerodactylus townsendi is the source of this 3936-nucleotide messenger RNA. RefSeq names its product sorting nexin 9 (gene SNX9). NCBI's taxonomy places the organism in Eukaryota, Metazoa, Chordata, Lepidosauria, Squamata, Sphaerodactylidae. Gene Ontology annotation, cellular component: cytoplasmic vesicle; plasma membrane. Gene Ontology annotation, biological process: endocytosis; intracellular protein transport; cleavage furrow formation. The record is from RefSeq and is a predicted model, not a curated record. Gene Ontology annotation, molecular function: protein binding; phosphatidylinositol binding. Bases 161 to 2005 code for a protein of 614 amino acids. The transcript has 19 exons.